AUGGACCCGAAAACCACCAAGUUCAAGAGAUACCAAGAAGCUGCAAGGAAGGAUGUCGAGCGAGCAUUCGGGAUUCUUCAAGGUCGUUGGCAGAUUGUUGAGCAACAAGCCCGGGCCUACAGUGUGAACAAGAUAAAACGUAUCAUGUUAUGUUGUGUGAUUCUACACAAUAUGAUCGUUGAAGAUAACGGGCGCGCACUCAUACCGUUUGAAGAAGAAUUGAUAGCUAAUACUGUCCUCCCAACCUGCACGUGGAAUGAAAGGUGUUCAACACAGCUUUGUAUGUACGAGGAGUUGCGUGAUAGAAGGACUACUCAUCAUGAACUCUGCAAUGUUCUGAUUGAACAUGUUUGGAACCUCCCGGAACGCGAUCGUCAACGUUGA
This is a messenger RNA of Erigeron canadensis, 384 nucleotides long. RefSeq lists its product as uncharacterized. The record is from RefSeq and is a predicted model, not a curated record. The transcript has a single exon. Lineage: Eukaryota; Viridiplantae; Streptophyta; Magnoliopsida; Asterales; Asteraceae. The coding region runs from base 1 to 384 and encodes 127 amino acids.